This is a messenger RNA of Closterium sp. Naga37s-1, 356 nucleotides long. Lineage: Eukaryota; Viridiplantae; Streptophyta; Zygnematophyceae; Desmidiales; Closteriaceae. The record is from the annotation of a GenBank genome assembly.
GCUGCAGCCGAUCAAGGCGACGCGCGAGCGGCAGGUGCGGCUGUGGGCGGAGCUGAUCGUGGCGUGGUGCCGCCACCACCGCACGCUGCUCGUGCCCCUCGACCAGUUCCCCCUCUUCCACCACCCUGCCAUCCAGCGCAAGCUGACGUUCGAGGCGCGGCAGGUCUUUCUCGAGGCUCUCGUUGCAGAAGGGCGGGCGGAGUGGACGGAUCGGAGUCGAACGCGGUGCCUCAUUCUGUGGAAGUCCAUCAACGACUGGGCCGACACCCUGCUGCACUUCGUGCGCGAGAACGGAUUCGGAGAUUCUGUUUUGACACUCGAGGAAAUACGAGCAGGGGAUGAUACGAAAGGGACAG